This is a messenger RNA of Zeugodacus cucurbitae (melon fly), 1899 nucleotides long. Its product is annotated as progestin and adipoQ receptor family member 3. Gene Ontology annotation, molecular function: signaling receptor activity. The record is from RefSeq and is a predicted model, not a curated record. Bases 446 to 1504 code for a protein of 352 amino acids. The transcript is spliced from 7 exons. NCBI's taxonomy places the organism in Eukaryota, Metazoa, Arthropoda, Insecta, Diptera, Tephritidae. Gene Ontology annotation, cellular component: membrane.
CCGCAAAUGCGCUACUCCGCACAAUAGUCGCCGAUCAGUUGGAUUUCAGUUGACCAGCAAAGCGGUUGCAUAGCUAACAAAGCAAGCGGUGGCGACAAUUUACGGGAUACACCUGUCGGAAUGCCAAUAGUCGGCACAGUUGUUGUACAAUAAAUUGAUAUUUGGUGUGUUGUGCUCUUCAACUGAAGUGAAAUACAAAUACAGUUUGAACAGUUUUUAACGCGCAGCUUAUUGAAUUGCAUUCUGAAAACGUGAUUUAAACGGGGCGCCACCGCUCAAUUUCUCGUAAAUAAAUCACCAAUUGUCGAGGCGUUGGCUUUCAUAACGGUGAAUAGUGCGUGAGAACGUUUUGUUUUCUCAUAUUCGAAAAAGAAAUCGUUAGAUUCUAAUUUAUUUUAAAUAAAUUCCAACAAAAACCAACAAUUAACUGAAGAAUUGCUGAAAGAUGGAAGUGACAACGAUUACAACAACAACUACUACACGAGAACCGAAGCGUGCUGUGCGAAAGCAUGUGAAUCCAUGCAGCGAUCACACGCAUACGCUCGAAGGCCUAAAACACUUUACGGAUGCACAUCAAUUUCCGGAAGAUGAGGAACCCAAUAUACUGGGUCAUGGCACACCGGUGGAGGAGAAGUGUGAUCCAUUAACCACAGAGAAGUUGAUGAAAUUGAAAACGCUGUUGAAUUUUGAAGAUGCUCCCGAUCACCUUAAAUUCAAUCCUUACAUUCGUCGUGGCUAUCGCACAUUCCUCUCCACAAAAUUAUGCCUACAAAGCGUCUUCUGGUGGACCAACGAAACUAUCAACAUUUGGAGUCAUCUCUUUGGUUGUCUACUCUUCGUAUGCCUAACCAUAUUCGAUUUCCAGUUUCUAAAAGCGCACGCGGACGUGAGUGAUCAGGUGUUGGUUGUCUGCCUCUUAGUCUGUUUCUGCCUGUGCAUGCUGCUCUCUUCAAUUUAUCAUAUAUUUUCCUGCAAAUCGGAAGAACAUUAUGAUUUCUUUUUGUCUGUGGACUUUUUGGGCAUUUGCUUGUCGCUGGUGGCGAUUUAUAUAAGCGGCAUGUACUAUGCGUUUUGGUGCUUUAAGACACUCCGUCUCGUUUACUCCGGCAUUGCGCUGUGCAUGUUCGGCUUGGCGAUGAUGGUGCAGAUUCCCAAGUUGAAUGUCUCUUUGGACGCUAAGAUUGCGGUGCUAGUGUUGUGGGCCGCCUACGGUAUUAUACCGUUAGCGCAUUGGACUUAUGUGAUGGGUGGCUUUGACAAUGAGCUGGUGCGGUUAAUGGUGCCACGCAUUAUCGGCAUGUAUGGCUGGUGUGCUGUCGCAUUCGUCAUUUAUGCCGCAAAAAUACCCGAGCGUUGGCUUACCGGCAAAGUGGAUUAUGUGGGACACUCGCACAAUUGGUGGCAUCUGUUCAUUUUGGCCGCUUUCUAUCACUGGCACAACACUGGUCUUGUCUACGCCGAGUACCGUUUGAAUAACGGCUGCAGUAUGCCCACAUUGACGUAGAUCGUUGAACUUUAACCAAAUCGCGUUGUUAUUUAAUUAUUUUCAAUUUUAUACAACGCCUAGGCAUAUCUAUAAAGUAUGUUGUUAUUACUUUGUGAUUUCAGCACGUUAAUCAUUCAAUGAGGCACCUCAACAACGGCUAGUAAACGUACCUUUAAAUAUACAAGUAUAUAAAUACAUAUAUUGAUAUAUUGAUAACUUUGUAGGUACUUAGUUGUAAUUGCAAAUCUAGUUCAGUCACUCAUUAAUUAGUUUUAAUGCACAUUUGUAUAUACAUAAUCGAAAUAUUUAGUUGAAGAAUUUAUUAUUUGUUGCGAAGACUUUGUUACACGUUUGAAAAUAUGUAGUCAAUAAAGUUGCAUAUUCAAAAGACAUUACAUAUAAGUGAAAUGUAA